Papaver somniferum (opium poppy) is the source of this 1140-nucleotide messenger RNA. RefSeq lists its product as uncharacterized. The transcript is spliced from 2 exons. NCBI's taxonomy places the organism in Eukaryota, Viridiplantae, Streptophyta, Magnoliopsida, Ranunculales, Papaveraceae. The coding region runs from base 1 to 1140 and encodes 379 amino acids. The record is from RefSeq and is a predicted model, not a curated record.
AUGACUUUCAAGAAAAAUGAGAGGCAUAAAGUGGUAGUUGUUUGUGAUAAUUCUAUGCAUGGGUGUCCGUGGAGAUGUACUGCAUCACAACAAGAAGAUGGUCAUACAAUAAAGGUUGUAAGACUAAAUGAUGAGCACGAAUGCGUGGUUGGAAACCGAAAGCAAAACAAGAUGGCUGAUUGUAGAUUUAUUUCUACAGAAUUGGAGGAUGUAUUUAAAUGCCAAAAAAAGUCUUAUACAGUUGGUAUGGUUAUCAGAGAGGGUUGGAAAAGGUUUCAGAUUGAUAUUACAUAUUGGGUGGGCUGGAGGGCAAGGACAAUUGCAUUGGAGAAAAUUUAUGGCGAUUAUGCUGGAUCUUACAGUCUUCUGCCAGAAAUGUGUAGACAAAUUCUGAAGAAUAAUAAAGGUUCAAUUGCAAGUGUGUCAACUGAUGAUGCGGACAAUAGUUUCACUGGGUUGUGUAUUACCUACAAGCCUUUCAUUGAUGGGUUCAAAAAAGGUUGCAGACCUGUUAUAGAAAUAGAUGACACUCACUUAAAAGGUAAGUAUGGAGGUGUUAUUCUUGCAGCUAUAGCCUUAGAUGGAAACAAUGGAAUGUAUCCAUUAGCAAUUUAUGUGUGUCAGGGAGAAUAUAGAGAAACUUGGACUGCAUUUCUUACAAUAAUUAAGCCUUUAAUUUGUGAGCAUGAGAAACCCAUCAAUUUUAUUUCGGAUAGACAGAAAGGACUUGUAGAAUCAGUUGAAUUAUUGUUCCCCUACAACUACCACAUAUAUUGCUUUAGACAUUUAUGGGCGAACUUGAAAAAAAUGUAUAAGGAUGAUCACACUAGACACUUAGUAUGGGGAACAACCAAAGCAUAUACAAAGUCUGAGUAUAGAGUUUGGGCUAAGACUUUGAAAAAACAUGAUCAAGGUGCAUAUGAAAAACUGCAUGAAGCAGAUGUACACACUUGGGCACGAUCACAUUUCGAUGAGGGUUCAAACUGUGAGCAUAUUACUAACAACUUCUCAGAAAGCUUUAAUUCUUGGAUUUUAAAGCCAAGAGAAAUUCCCAUAGUACCUAUGUGUGAAAAUUUUCAUACAAAGAUGAUGAAUCUGUUGUAUGAGAGGAGGAAUAAGGGCAAGAGAUGGGAAAAAUAA